GAUUUUGAUAUUUCAUUGUCACCAUCUUAUAACUAAUAAUUUCAUUUUUACAGGAAAAUUCAAAAUUAUGAUUUAUCUGCAUGAUUUCUUUGUUUUUUUUUUUUGUUUUAUUCUUUUAUUUUUAAUAUUUUUUUUUUUUCUAUUUCAACACCGAACAAUUUGGAUUUAGUCACAACAAUCUCACAGAACGUACUGCCAGCUACAUAGUCCGUCGGUAGAAAUAUCCUAUGAUAUAUGCUCCUAUCGUCUACUCUAUAAUCAGACAAAAUAUCCAUGCAGUUAUGACAGCUUUUAUCUUCAAUUAUCUUAAAAGACAUAGAUAGAAAAUACUAGAGGCUAGUAAGUAAUGCCUACUAAUAAGGCUAACAUUUUCAAGAAAAAUAUCCAAUUCGUAAGAGGAUAAUGUACGACUAGAGACAAACAAAAGUUUCUUCUUGACGUUUGCAAAAAUACACGAGUCAUAAGUGGUUAAGCAAAAUGCAUACGAAGUCGAAGAAGGAUUCGUCAUAUGUCUGGAUAAAUCAACAUUAUGAAUUAAGAAUUCUCAGUAUCAAUAUGCUCAAAUGGGUUGGCUUAUGGACUCUUGAUACGAAUACUUCAUCUUUCUUGAAAUGUGUUUAUUAUAUUUACAACAAAAUCGCAAUUAGUAUAAUGAUAAUAUUCACGAUAACUCUUUUCGCUGAUAUUUGUAUGAUGGUUGACGAUCUAUCGAUAGUCACAGACGAUGGUUGCAUAUUUGCUGGAAUCACUGUAGUACUUUUUAACGUGAUCAAUUGUCAAUUCACACGUGAUAGAAUUGCUCGACUGAGCGAUGAGACGUUGAACUCUUGCGAGGAACUUUGUCAAUUGUCUGAAGUCAACUUUGCAGAAAAAUUAAAAUAUUAUCUAUGGCGAGAUAAAAUACCAUUUUAUAGUUUUUGUUCAUUGGGUUAUCUUUUGGUAAUCGCAUUGAUAUUUGUUACACCGACGGAAGGUGGAAAUUUACCGAUAAGAGCACGUUAUCCUUUCGAUACCAAGACAUCACCAGGACACGAAAUUGGCUUCGUUGUAGAAGCUUGUAGCAUAUUUUUUGGCGUAACUGCAAUUUUAGCGAUUGAUACAAUAAUAGUAUCUAUUUGUAAUUUGAUCCUCUUACAAUUAGAGAUAUUGAGUAUGAAUUUUCAAUAUUGUUCAACAACAGAAAUCAAACAUUUUAUUGAUAAGAACGAUGAUAAUAUGAUCGAAAGAGAUCGAUCGAUAAUGAUCCAAAAGAAAGGACCUCGAUACAAUCGGUUCGAAGAACUCUUUGAACAAUACAUUCGACAUCAUCAACGAUUGGUGAACAUGAUCGAUGACUUGAAUGAUCUAUUUAAUUCUAGCAUGUUGGUUCAAAUGUUUUCAAGUACUUCGAUGAUAUGCCUAACUGGAUUUCAAGCUGUUGUGGUCUCUGGACAAGAUUCAAAUUUGUGGAAAUAUUCAAUUUACUUAGGUGCUGCAGUUAGUCAGCUUCUUUAUAUAUGUUGGAUAGGGAACGAAGUGAUAACUCAUAGUUCCUCAUUGGUCGAAGCACAAUGGCUUUCUCAAUGGCAUAAUCAACCACUCGAUCGUAUUGCAAAUUUAUUAAUAUUCUCCUUCAUGUUUUCUCAAAAACCAUUGAGAUUGAAAGCCGGCAAAUUUUAUACAUUAUCUUUGGAGACAUUUAUCGCUAUAAUGAAAGGAUCGUACUCCUUCUUCGCUCUACUGAAUAGCAUGCAUUUGGAAGAUGAUGGAUAA
Vespa mandarinia (Asian giant hornet) is the source of this 1752-nucleotide messenger RNA. Its product is annotated as odorant receptor 85c-like. Gene Ontology annotation, biological process: sensory perception of smell; detection of chemical stimulus involved in sensory perception of smell. The record is from RefSeq and is a predicted model, not a curated record. Gene Ontology annotation, molecular function: odorant binding; olfactory receptor activity. NCBI's taxonomy places the organism in Eukaryota, Metazoa, Arthropoda, Insecta, Hymenoptera, Vespidae. Gene Ontology annotation, cellular component: plasma membrane.